Molecule: messenger RNA, 2634 nt
Organism: Epinephelus moara (kelp grouper)
Lineage: Eukaryota; Metazoa; Chordata; Actinopteri; Perciformes; Serranidae
Gene: mxd3
Product: MAX dimerization protein 3
Exons: 6
Coding region: 145-747 (200 amino acids)
Biological process (GO): regulation of transcription by RNA polymerase II
Molecular function (GO): protein dimerization activity; DNA-binding transcription factor activity, RNA polymerase II-specific; RNA polymerase II cis-regulatory region sequence-specific DNA binding
Source: RefSeq, a predicted model, not a curated record
GGAGCACGUGAACGCAGCGCCAGUGUUGGGGCUCUGGAUUGAGGACGUAGCACAGACACAGCUUCAUCUACUUCAGGGCACCGACGCUUACACCACAGGAGGUUGUUUAUCCACGGCUGUUGUUUUAUCCUAACAAACAUCAUAAUGGACGGACAUGUUUGCAACAUCCAGGUGCUUCUCCGGGCUGCUGAGUUCCUGGAGAGGAGAGAGCGGGAGGCAGAACAUGGAUAUGCUUCCCUCCUGCCCAUCAGUCCAGAUCACUCUGACAAAAGAAACAAACAGAAGAGCAAGAAGAUCUCUGCAGCUGGUGGCAAUAGGUCAGUUCACAACGAGCUGGAGAAAAACAGGCGAGCUCAGCUGAGGCACUGCCUGGAGCAGCUCAAGAAGCAAGUUCCUCUGUCGUCUGACUCGAUGAGGAACACCACGCUCAACCUGCUGAGACGAGCCCAACUUCACAUAAAGAAGCUGCAGGAGCAGGACGAGCGUGCGGAGCAGCUGAAGGGCCGCCUACGCUGGGAGCAAAGAGAGCUGCGGGUUCGGCUGGAGCAGCUGCAGAGAGGAACGGAGAGGAUGAGGAACGACAGUCAGGGGUCCACCAUGUCGUCCGAGAGGUCGGACUCCGACAGAGAGGACGUAGAGGUCGACGUGGAAAGCAUCGUGUUCGACUGUGUGGACUCUGACGGACUGAGCAUUACGCACACAGGUGCAGACCACUGUUACUCCAGCAUGGACAAAGCCUGGCUAUGACAGCAUCAAACCUACGGUAACUCAUUAAAUGUCACCUGGAACAUUACGAGGAGGAAAACAUUCCAAAAACAAAACAAAACAAACAAAAAAAAAAAAGCCAGCGGAGGAAGAGGGAGAAUGGAGGAAGAUGUUACUGUACAACUGAACACGUUUUUUCUCCCAGAGGAAGUAACUUGACAUUCUCUUUUCAACAUACGUCAGACAACAAGCUAAACGAUAACGUCAUGAAUGAGCUGUGUCCAUUUGCACUGAAUAGCAGUUAAAAUCACUGGGCUGGGAUGGAUGUAACAUUACGCAUGUAUGUAUUUUCUGGCAUCAACCGUUGGUGGCAUUUCUUUGCGAAGCUGCAGGGUGUCUGUUACUCACAAUGACUCAAACAGUUCUUCUCAUUCAUCUUUAAGGGCUUUUAAAAAUCCAAAUAAGGGCUUUUUUUUUAAUUCAAACCUCUUAACUUAUUCUUUACUACAGUAUGUCUACGCUGAAUUCUGCCUUAAAUCAGAUUUGGUCUAGUAUUCCAGACAGCUUUUUCCUUUAGCACUAAGUCCAUAUGUCACGUGUAACACGCACUUAAACAUUUAAUCUGUGUUUAUUAUUGUUCUUUUAUGUAACUUCAGUAAUGUAUUUUUCUUCUGUUGCACAAAACGUCCACACGUAGCACUUGUCGUGUUUCAAAAAGAUCGUGGGUAUAUCAAAAUGAAAACAGUGAACUGAAAUUAACUGGUCAUAUUUGCACAUUGAUACCUGGCAGUUAAUAUACUCUGACAAAUAUUCAUUUAGUUGUUUUUUUUUUCCUUUACACAACUCAGUCUGUGAUUAAGUGCAAGAACUUUGAUGCCUAAAAUGUGAGUGCAUGUGGAGAUUGGCACGAUGACAUCCAGUUUUAUUCACUGCUAAUACAAACUGGUAUGCGUCUGACAAGUGUUCAUUGUCACACCUGUGCAAUUCAUCGCUUGUGUCAGUUAUGCAUGCAACGACUUCACCACAGUCAGGCAAGUAAUGUCUACUUGUAGUAAUUAUGCAAUUUAUGCUGUAUUACAAGUAUGUAUCAUAUUCAUUGCUAUAUAUUUAAUAACUGAAGGUGCUUUUUUCUGUACUUUUGUAUAUGCAAGAUGCCUUAUUACCUUUUAAUAGUAUGUAUGCAUUCAUCUGUCUCUCCGCCCAGUAAUAUAAUGUAGCAUUUUUUUUGUACUGGUGUAAGCUUUUUUUAAUUGAAUAAAUAUUUUCUAUAUUUAUGUGCCGUUUCGGAUUUUAUUCUGAUGAAACUAAAUGGUUCCCAGCUUUUUUCCUUUUCCUUGUGACCCUCUAAAACACAGUAAUGCCUGUUGGUGACCCCUCUUAACCAGUUGCAUUGUAUUUUUGCCAUCAUAACUUGAUAUUGCAGGAAUCUAGCAACCCCUCAUUUAUGUAGCUAAACAAAUCCCACUGAUUAAAAGACAUCACAGUAUGAUUGUAACAAAGGAAGUGUCCCUUUAUUGACAAGCUGAUAUUUGAUUGAUACAGGAAGAGCACAUUGUUGCAUGGGGUUGUGUCAUCAGACCUAAGCUGAAUGUACCGUACAUGUUCGCCUUUGUACAUGCAUCUAAAUUAAGCUGAAGACACUGAUGUCCAUUGUGACCAGAUCUUACCACUAAUGCUAAAUGAGUGUAUCUUAUCAAGCUAUGACUGCCAACAAUAUGGACCCUUCUUCAGUCAGUGAAGCAAUCAGUCUUGGUAGGAUGAUUAACAGGGUUCCUACGCAGGAUAGAAAAGUAUGGAGAUUGAUUUGAGUCAUUUCCAGGACAGGAUAAGAAUGGAAAAGAAAACUCUAUGAAAAAAUACUUGUGAUUCCAGUCUAUUGUCCUUAUUCUGUUCUAUAGAAUAUAAAAUUCACAAUUUCUAAAAAAUAAA